AUGGGGUUCUGGGUGGACUGGGAGCUAUGGCAGAAGCUGAGCUUGGUACUUGCCAUGUUGAUCGCCGUGGUGUUCAUCUACGCUUUUUGUGUCCUUGGCUGGAAUCGCUGGAGACUGCGCAAGUAUGCCGCAACAGAGGCGGAAGAUCGUGAAAAGCAAGCCGAGCUGUACCCGAUGCUGCACCAGGAUGACAUCCCCUUCGGUGCCAGGGCUUUGCACAGAGGGAUCGAGGUAGAAGGGAUCUGGAUUUCGACUCCCAAUACACCCAUACAGAGUCCCUGCCAGCCCAUUAGUCCAGCUGCGAGCCGGCCUGCAACUCCAGCACCGAGGCCGCUGCCGAGAAGCUUCAGCUCCAUGUCUUCCGCCUCCGUCGGAUCCCAGAGUCCACAGAUUACCACAAAGCCCACACUCUCGGUUGGACCUCAGCGUUCCCGAAUGGCUCCGAAGACCAUACCAACGGCUGCCCGGCAUGGAGUCGUGUCCGAGGUAGACCUAGCCUCCGCGGGCUUCAAUUGUGAAGAUCACAGACGCGGCGAUCAUUACAGCCGAGCCAGUCUGCCCAUCAAUCCAGAUGACCUCCGAAUAUCGCCUGUGCAAGAGGAAUCACGGGUAGGGAUGAAAGACACAAAACGCAGUGAGAAGCGACCCGGUAUUCACGCGCUGGUUUCCGGCCCAAGUCCUCGUCCUUAUACCAAGGAGUACCGAGCUGGUUUCGAUGGCGCCGGCGGUGACCUAGACCAUGUCCCAGACAUGACCGAACUCUCGUCUCAUAGUCCCUCAGAGAAUAAACGGACCUCCCGAUUAUCGAGGGUUCUUCGUCGGCGAUCAUCCGAGGAAUUCCGGCGCAGGAUGAGCCAGAUUUUCAACGAAAAUAUCAGAAUGGGACUGCCAGCAGAGCAGCUGGAGUUCGGCCCAACUUUGCGCGAGUACCAACGACGGAAUUUCCGCAAUCCCUUCCUUCGUCCCUUCCGGCACCUGCGCCACUCUUCUGGAAAUGGAUAG
Molecule: messenger RNA, 1002 nt
Organism: Penicillium bovifimosum
Lineage: Eukaryota; Fungi; Ascomycota; Eurotiomycetes; Eurotiales; Aspergillaceae
Exons: 4
Coding region: 1-1002 (333 amino acids)
Source: RefSeq, a predicted model, not a curated record